AUGCAAAAAGCCUCAAGAACCGUUCUUGUCAAGUCUUCCCAUCUUCUCGAGAAGACUUCUUCUCUCAUUGCCAGCACUCGUUCAUCAGCUCAUCAAUUCAGUAAAAGAUUUUAUGCAACUUCAUGUAUCAGCUCUCCCAACAAGCCUUGCUAUCCCGGAGCAGUAAAUGCUACCUUCACUCAUCAAUUGGAAUUCAGAUCAAGUAUUAAUCCUGAUGGUACUCCAUUUCCAAUUUUCAAUAUCAUGUCGAAUGAUGGCGAGAUUGUGAAUGAAGAGGCAUUUAAAGAAAUUGAUUACACACCAGAACAAGUGGUAGACCUCUACAAGACCAUGAUCCGUCUCGAAACUAUGGAUGAUAUCCUCUACAAUGCUCAACGUCAAGGUCGUGUCAGUUUCUAUAUGACCAAUUAUGGUGAAGAAGCUCUUCAGGUUGGCUCAGCCAGUGCUCUUUCUCCUGAAGAUAUGAUUUUUGCUCAAUAUCGUGAAGCUGGUGUUUUAAUGUAUCGUGGAUUUACUUUAAAUGAAUUCCUCAAUCAAUGUUUUUCAACAAUUGAAGAUUAUGGAAAAGGAAGACAAAUGCCAGUUCACUAUGGAUCUAAAAAAUUGAAUUUCCAAACAAUUUCAUCUCCUUUGGGAACUCAAAUUCCACAAGCUGCAGGUGCUGGUUAUGUUUACAGAAUUCAAAAUAGUCCACACGUUUGUGCCUGCUAUUUUGGAGAAGGUGCUGCAAGUGAAGGUGAUUUCCAUGCUGCUCUCAAUUUUGCAUCAACUCUUUCAUGCCAAACUUUAUUUAUUUGUAGAAACAAUGGUUUUGCAAUUUCUACUCCAACACGUGAUCAAUAUCAUGGAGAUGGUAUUGUGGCAAGAGGUAUUGGUUAUGGUAUGCCAUCCAUUCGUGUCGAUGGUAAUGAUUUAUUUGCAGUUUAUUAUGCUACUAAACGUGCUCGUCAAUUGAGCAUUGAAUCAAAGGGUCCAGUUCUUAUUGAAUUUAUGACUUAUCGUGCUGGACAUCACUCUACAUCGGAUGAUGCAUCUCGUUAUAGAUCUAAUGAGGAAUUAAUGUAUUGGAGAAAUGAACAAAAUCCAAUUAUACGUGUUCGUAAAUAUUUGGAGAAGAGACAAUUGUGGAAUGAUGAAUUAGAAAAGACUGAACGUGAUUCCAAUAGAAAGACUGUCUUGUCAUUAUUGGCUAAGGUCGAACAUGCUGAGAAACCACAUUUGGAUGAAUUGGUUAAGGAUGUAUUUGAUUCUGUUCCACCAAUAUUACAACAACAACGAGAAUGGACUGAAAAUGUUGUAAAGAAAUAUCCAGAAGCAUUUGAGGGUCAUUAG
Messenger RNA from Naegleria fowleri, 1332 nucleotides. RefSeq lists its product as uncharacterized. The transcript has 2 exons. Gene Ontology annotation, molecular function: oxidoreductase activity, acting on the aldehyde or oxo group of donors, disulfide as acceptor. The record is from RefSeq and is a predicted model, not a curated record. Lineage: Eukaryota; Heterolobosea; Eutetramitea; Acrasida; Naegleriidae. Gene Ontology annotation, biological process: branched-chain amino acid catabolic process. Bases 1 to 1332 code for a protein of 443 amino acids.